GUGUUCCUUUGUUUCUGUGGUCGUGAUGUCUCAUGUUUACCGACGGGAGGUCACAUUUAACAACUUUUUUUUUUAAUGUACCACUACAUCACUGCAUCACAACCAAUGGGAUACUUCACAGCGCACCAAAAUGUCAUCGAGAUGACGUUGUUGCUGGCGUAGGGCUGCAGUUUGAUGGCUCCUACUAAAUGAAUGCGGUGGGAAUGGACGAGCAAGACACACUGCUGGUCAGACAGUGCGCACUGCUGACCUCCGCACACAUUAUCAGUUCAUCGGGAUUUCUCAACAAAUUUUGACUUUGAGGAUUUCUGUUUGUUUGUUUUGGGUUUUUUUUUAUUUACUUUGCAGAGAUACGUGUUGGUUGACCUCUCUAGCUGUUUUUUAUUAUUAUAAUUAUAGGACACGAGUGGUCCCAGAGGACACAGCAUGCUGUCGUCCCUGAAGACCCUGCUGCUGCUCUCGGUCCUGUGCACGCCGACCUCCAGCCUGUGCCUCCGCCUCUACCAGUCCCGCUCCGAUCUCCUGUGCGACGAUCAGAUGGCAGUCGGGGUCCGGAGCGACGAAGACGAGCCAGGUUACUCGCCCGUAGAUGGCUGGGGGUCCCUCCUGCAGUCCGCGGAGUAUCUCGCCUCCUCCUCUUCUUCCUCUUCUUCCUCAUCCUCCGCUUCUUCCUCUUCUUCUGCCGAAUCCAGCCGGGAGAAAAGGACUUCAAGUCCCGCAAACUAUCGCUUCAUGAGCCGAACGAAGCUCAGAGGGCAGAUGCUCCGCAACAGCAGCAAAGGGGACCGGAGAAGCAGGGUGACCCUGUCCCUGGACGUCCCAACCAACAUCAUGAACGUCCUCUUUGAUGUGGCCAAGGCCAAAAACCUGCGCGCAAAGGCGGCGGAGAACGCGCGUUUGCUGGCUCAGAUUGGACGGAGAAAGUGAACAUGUUGGACAACUUUAACAGACAGCCAUGACCAGUGUUGGCCUCUUCGCCACUCAAGUGUAAUGAAUCACUUCUUAUUCACUUUUAAAGUAAUGAUGUUUCUCCAGGAGAAGGGUUUUUUUUUUUCAUUUCAUUUCAAUAUCAUUUAGUUGCUCCCAUGUGAAAAGUUCUUGGAAAGUGUCUUAUGAUAUUAUUUCAAUGAAAAAAAUAGAGAAAUGCGAACUAAUGAAACUUUGUGACUAAAGUUUGGUGAUGAUCCUUCAAACAUUGGCUGAUAAAUCUAGUAAAACUAAGACAGGAGAUGCUCUUGUGUUACAGGUAAAGUCUCUGUGGUGUGAUUUUGUAGCAACAGUGUCACUAGACAGAAUAAAGUCAAGAGCAAUAGGGACGAAUUCAUUUGACUUGUAUCAAGAUGAUUGGUGAGAUGUAUUUUGCAUUAGAAACAGAUGAAAUUGUCUCAGUUUUCAAAUCUACAAAGACAAUUUUUCUUUUUUUUCUUUCAUGUUGCAGUAAAGUAGGGCUUCUUUGAGUAACGACAAGCCAUUCAAUUUUCUUUUGAUUAAUGUUUAAUGUGCUUAGUUUGCCCCGGAGUCAUCAAAUUUUAAAUCUUGGACUAAAACAAGAGGACAAGAAGAAAGCGGUUGUGAUUAUUAAUUCUUACAUCCUUCAGCAGAUGUUUUGUAAUUCUGUUGGAUAAUCGUAACAUUAGAUUUAAUAUCAUGAUGUUUUUUUUCUCUCUCUUUGCUGCUUCAUUUAUUUAUUUAAUAUUUAUCUUUUAAGAGGUUUGUUCUAAUGUGAAACAUCGACACAACACUGACACUGAAAUACUGUACAGACCAACUGCAAGAUCAGUAAAAUGCAAAUGCAUGGGAAUGUAUGUGUUCAUCAGAUGUCUGUUAUUUUUAUACUCAAAAUAAAGGAUUAUUUUUCCUCAAAUAAAGCAGAUGUAACUAACUACAUUUGUCUUUUUUUAUAUGCAGAAACUUGAACAACAGGAUCUAUGAGAUUUUUAUAUAAUGUAUUUUAUUCCUUUACUAGUUUAUUAUCUUUAAGGCUGAUGUGCAGUGGCAUCGUUAGGCCUGUUUUAGGGGGGCUGAAGCCAACUUGAAGCCAGGUUAUAUAUACACACACACACACACACACAC
Molecule: messenger RNA, 2073 nt
Organism: Larimichthys crocea (large yellow croaker)
Lineage: Eukaryota; Metazoa; Chordata; Actinopteri; Sciaenidae
Gene: ucn3l
Product: urocortin 3, like
Exons: 2
Coding region: 427-927 (166 amino acids)
Biological process (GO): cellular response to nutrient levels; adenylate cyclase-activating G protein-coupled receptor signaling pathway; hormone-mediated signaling pathway
Cellular component (GO): extracellular region
Molecular function (GO): hormone activity; corticotropin-releasing hormone receptor 2 binding
Source: RefSeq, a predicted model, not a curated record